Molecule: messenger RNA, 1716 nt
Organism: Anoplopoma fimbria (sablefish)
Lineage: Eukaryota; Metazoa; Chordata; Actinopteri; Perciformes; Anoplopomatidae
Product: ceramide synthase 5-like
Exons: 10
Coding region: 216-1364 (382 amino acids)
Biological process (GO): ceramide biosynthetic process
Cellular component (GO): membrane
Molecular function (GO): DNA binding; sphingosine N-acyltransferase activity
Source: RefSeq, a predicted model, not a curated record
CCCUUCAGACUGAGCAUUACGUGUCAGGCUAGCGGACUGAAAACCAGAAGUGCUCCUCUGUCGGUGUUUGGUGUCAGCAGGAGGAGGUGGAAACAUCUCCGUUAGUUAACUUAAGCCACCAGAUGUUCGAGUAACUUUUGUGUCCUCUUGUUGGUUUCUUUUUUUCUCCCCCACUGUUUUGAUCUGGAGUGUUUUUUUUUCCCUUCUGCUCCCCGAUGACUUCCUCUAUCUCAGACUGGAUUUGGAGUGAGAGAUUUUGGCUUCCCGAAAAUGUGACAUGGGCGGACCUGGAGCAACCACCACCUGGUGUGGAGUAUCCCCGAAUCAGACACAUACUAUACGCCCUACCUCUGGCUGUCAUAGUGUUUCUACUAAGGCUGCUUUUUGAAAGGCUAGUGGCCAAGCCCUGUGCCCACAUACUUCAGAUUCAGUCAGGAGUGCCUCGACAAGCUCAAUCCAAUGCUGUCCUGGAGAAAGUCUUUCAGUCCAAAGCGUGUCCAGACGCGAGGCAACUGGAAGGACUCUCCAAGCAGCUGGACUGGGAUGAGCGGAAAAUACAGAGAUGGUUCCGGGUCCGUCGGAACCAGGACCGGCCCAGCGUACAGAAAAAGUUCUGUGAGAGCAUGUGGCGAUUAACAUUCUACCUGGGGAUUUUCAUCUAUGGCAUUCGACAUCUGUGGGUGUCGCCUUGGAUGUGGGACACUAGAAAAUGUUGGUACAAUUACCCUUUUCAGCAUCAGAGCUCAGAACAGUUCAUAUACUACACGGCCGAGCUGGCCUUCUACUGGUCUCUGAUGUUCUCCCAGUUUAUAGACGUUAAACGUAAGGACUUCAUCAUCAUGCUCGUCCACCAUCUAGCCACCAUCUUCCUCAUCACAUUCUCCUACGCCAACAACAUGCUAAGAGUCGGCACUUUGGUCAUGUGUGUGCACGAUGCGUCCGACAUCUUCCUGGAGGCCGCCAAACUGGCCAACUACGCCAAGUACCAGAGGCUAUGCGACGGCCUGUUUGUGGUGUUCAGCAUAAGCUUCUUCUUCACGCGACUGGUCAUCUAUCCUUUCUGGGUUGUUUACAGCGUUCUGGUUGAGAGCUGGGAGAUCGUCGGGCCGUACCAGUCCUGGUGGUUGCUCAAUGGGUUGCUGUUGGUGCUACAGACUCUUCACAUCAUCUGGUUCUACCUCAUCACUCGCAUCGCUAUCAAAGCCAUAUUCAAGGGAAAGGUUUCCAAAGACGACCGCAGCGACGUGGAGAGCAGCUCUGACGAGGAGAUUUAUUCCAGUUCCAGUAAAACUCCCAGUCAGACCCUCAAACCAAGGAACAUCAGCCACACUGGAAACCUUAACGGAGGAGCUCACGACCACUGAGAAGCGUGUGUGUGGGGGGGUGUUUACCUCCAUUGUGGCUUCAUAUUCACCUGCUGUGUGACCGGGUGACCAGACUUGUCACUAAAAAAAGAAAGACAUUCAACUUUUUUUUUUUUUUUUUUUUUUUCACCCAGAAAGAUUUGCUGAGUCAUAGAAGUGGAGAGUGGACUUUGAUACGGAGGGGGGAACCCCUCUGUGUGGAAUAAAGACCGUCUAAUGAGGCGGGUUUACACUGUGUGAGGUUUACACCUGCUUUAUGGCUUACAGGAGUAGACAGAGAAAUGUGUGUGAGUGUGUGUGUGGUUUGCACCUCGCUGUGUGUGUGUGUGUGUGUAAAUGUGUGUGUGUGUGU